This is a messenger RNA of Olea europaea var. sylvestris, 2820 nucleotides long. Its product is annotated as inactive leucine-rich repeat receptor-like serine/threonine-protein kinase At1g60630. NCBI's taxonomy places the organism in Eukaryota, Viridiplantae, Streptophyta, Magnoliopsida, Lamiales, Oleaceae. The transcript has 2 exons. Gene Ontology annotation, molecular function: protein kinase activity; protein binding; ATP binding. Bases 651 to 2600 code for a protein of 649 amino acids. The record is from RefSeq and is a predicted model, not a curated record. Gene Ontology annotation, biological process: protein phosphorylation.
UAUAUAUUGCUCUGAGCUGAUUUCUCGUGAAGCUUCACCCAUAUGUUCGUGAGCAAAAGAAGUUGAUGAAAAAACUAAAUGCACACACUUCUUAGAGAGAGAAACUGAAAAAGUUGAUGAAAAUCCUCACUUCUUUUUAGAGAGAGAGAGAGACUGGGUUCUGCUGUAACUCCAUUGUCGAAGAAGAAGAAGAGUUUUUCAUUACUACAUAAAAUUUUCAUUCUAGGCUUGUUUUGUUUUCUGGGUGUUGUGUCGGUGUGUUCUUUUCUUGUAAAACAUUUUAUUGUAUUUGUCAAAUUUUAGGCGUUGAUAAUGACGCUAAUUGGGUCCCAACCCAAUGAUAUACAAAUACAAUGAUCCUGUCAUUUCAUAUAACUCAUACCCGUUUUUGAAAGCGCUAGAUCUGGAGAUGGGAUUCUCAUAAUGAAAGUGAGUAUCUUACAAGUAAAGACAGAAAAACCAAAUGUCUUUUGGAUUCUAUAUAUCCAGCCUGCCUUCAACGUUCUGUGAACUUUUUUUGCUCAUCAUAGCUCCCCAUUUCUUGAUUUGAUUACCAUUUGUCUGCCUUUUAUUUAUGGAAAUCUUGAAAUCAAGAUUUGAUUGUUAGAUAUAUAUGUGUGUUAAAGAGCUGCCAUUAUUAAACACCAUCUAUGGGUCUCUCCUUCUUCUUCUUGUUCUCAUCAUUGUUAUUCAUUGCAUUUCCACAAGUAAGAUCAGGAGAUGCAGAAGCACUUCUUGCAUUAAAGGUUGUAAUUGACCCAUUGGGUUACCUUCAAUGGGGAGGAGGAACUGAUUUCUGCAAGUGGGAAGGGGUUAAAGAAUGCAUGAAUGGAAGGGUUAUUAAGCUUGUAGUUGAAAGACUAAAUUUGAGUGGCACACUGGACGGAAAAAGCCUGAAUCAUUUGGAUCAGCUUAGGGUUUUAAGCUUUAAAGAAAACUCUCUUUCUGGGUCAAUUCCACAACUCUCUGGCCUCGCAAAUCUGAAAUCUCUCUACCUCAAUGAUAAUAAGUUUUCCGGCGAAAUCCCUGUUGGGAUUUCAGUCUUGCACCGCCUGAAAGUGGUGGUUCUUGCUGGUAACAGUUUAUCAGGUCACAUUCCUCAGUCCUUUGCUGAUUUGAGCAGAUUGUAUGUGCUUUAUUUGCAGGAUAAUCAAUUGACCGGUGAUAUUCCACCUUUUAAUCAGACCAGUUUAAGGUUCUUUAAUGUGUCUAAUAAUUUACUCUCUGGUGAAAUCCCUGUGACCAGUUCAUUGUUUAGAUUUAAUCAAUCCUCAUUCAGUGGUAACAUUGAUUUAUGUGGUGAGCGAAUUAAAAAACCGUGUAAUUUUGGUCCCUCUGCUAGUCCAUUGUAUCCAAUCCCGCCCACUAACAAAUCGAGGCAUCAUAAGAUGAAUAAGAAGCUUUUUCUUAUUAUUGUUUCAUGUAUUGGUGGAUUUGUGUUGUGCAUUUUAGCUAUAGUUCUGAUUACAUGUUUGUGGAGGAGAAGUAAGAAAGAGGAGGCAAUGAGUAAAGUGGCAGCACGAGUAGACGAGGGGACGACUAGUGCUGGUAGGGACGGUGAUAAUGAGGGAAAACAAGGAGUAUUCUCAUGGGACCAAGGCAGUGAGGGACCAGGGAGUUUGGUGUUCCUCGGAUCAGGGGAUCAGCAAAUGAGCUAUAGUUUGGAGGAUUUGUUGAAGGCAUCAGCCGAGAUGUUGGGUAGGGGAAGCAUGGGGAGCACGUACAAAGCGGUGAUGGUGUCGGGUUACAUUGUCACUGUUAAGAGGCUAAAGGAUGCUAGGUAUCCAAGGAUGGAGGAGUUCAGGCGACACAUUGAAAUUAUUGGCAGGUUAAGGCAUCCCAAUCUUGUUCCUCUCGGGGCUUAUUUCCAGGCAAAGGAAGAACGCCUGCUCGUGUAUGAUUAUUUUCCCAAUGGCAGUCUUUUCACUCUCAUUCACGGAUCAAGAACUUCAGGUGGUUCAAAGCCUCUUCAUUGGACAUCCUGCCUUAAAAUAGCAGAGGAUUUGGCAACUGGACUGCUUUAUAUCCAUCAGAACCCUGGUCUAACUCAUGGGAACUUAAAACCGUCAAACGUACUUUUGGGGUCGGAUUUCGAGUCCUGUCUCACAGAUUACGGCCUAACACCUUUUAGAAACAUAGAUUCCAUUGAGGAAUCGAGUGCUUCUUCCCAUUUUUACCGAGCCCCCGAAUGUCGUGACGUGCGAAGGCCACUAACGCAACAAGCCGAUAUCUAUAGCUUUGGCAUCCUUCUCCUCGAGCUCCUGACAGGAAAGACUCCUUCCCAAGACCUUGUUGAAGAAUAUGGCUCGGAUAUCCCUAAAUGGGUGCGAUCAGUACGUGGAGAAGAGACUGAGUCGGGCGAUGACCGUACAUCAUCUAGCAAUGAGGCUUCCGAGGAAAAGAUCAGCGCACUUUUGAACAUUGCUGUGGCUUGUAUUUCUGUUGCACCAGAGACCCGCCCUGCGACAGGGGAGGUUUUAAGGAUGAUUAGAGAGGCAAGAGCAAAAGCUCAAGUGUCUUCUAAUAGUAGCGACCAUUCACCAGGAAGAUGGUCAGAUACAGUUCAAAGCUUGCCUCGAGAAGAACAUGUGAGUAUAUGAGUUGUUGAUGAUUAAAACACUCGUACUCGUGCAUUCCAACUGUUUUUUUUCUCCAAAUUGAAUUCGUCCACUUGGCAAAGCCGAGCUUUUGCCGUUUCCUCUCUCCCUCCUCCUACUUUCUUCUUGUAGUUUUUGCCACUCGUCUGUUAUCUGAGUAGUCUAGAGAUAGAGAACUCCAUUUCGCAUUCAUUUUUAGGCAUGAUUUAUCGACCACUCUUUA